Messenger RNA from Eublepharis macularius, 5509 nucleotides. It is a transcript of the gene MIER2, whose product is annotated as MIER family member 2. NCBI's taxonomy places the organism in Eukaryota, Metazoa, Chordata, Lepidosauria, Squamata, Eublepharidae. The coding region runs from base 609 to 2234 and encodes 541 amino acids. Gene Ontology annotation, cellular component: nucleoplasm. The transcript has 13 exons. Gene Ontology annotation, molecular function: histone deacetylase binding; transcription corepressor activity. Gene Ontology annotation, biological process: negative regulation of transcription by RNA polymerase II. The record is from RefSeq and is a predicted model, not a curated record.
AAUCAGGUGUUAGCAUGGCCUUGUAUUCUCAAGGAACAUCACAAGACUCCCUGUUGAAGUCUGGGCUGAUAGUGCUUCACUAUUUGUGAUUAUUUAUGUGAUAAAGAGCACCAACCAGAUCACACUAACAGAAUCAACUGGAUUUCUUGGAGCUGCCAUUUAAAAUGUUUUAAAAUUGACUGUAUUCCAUAUUUCAUGUCUAAUUACUGGGUCUGGGAAAAAUAUUUUCAGUUCCUUGAAAAUAUCAUCACUGCUGUAAUGCAGAAGCAUUUAAUUUUUGUGUGCCGCUCUGCUUAGAACUGAAAAUUGUUUAAGAGUCCUACUAGACAUUGCUGUCAACUUUUUAAGUACCCACGUGACCAUUUCAGGUCCUGGGAUUUUUCCAGCCCUGCAUACCAACCACCAAUGUUUUCUUUUGAUCCCCUUGCGGAAAGACCUGAAUUUUCUCUUGGAUUGUGUUCUCAGUUCUUAACUUCAGUUCCUGGUAUCCAUUGGAUUCUCUCAGCAAGCAGGCCUCAGUUGGGAGGCAGAGUCCAAGGGUAGUGUCAUACCCUGCACGUAAUUUAUGCCCUGGGAGACCCAGCCUUCAUACCACUGCAGUGGUGUCCAUGGGCUCAGCUGACCACCGGUUCAACCUGGCUGAGAUCCUAUCCCAGAACUACGGAGUGCGGGAAGAGAGAGAAGAGGAAGAGCACACGAACGGGAAAGGAAAGCCAUUAGAAGAGCUAGAGAAGAACUUCAAUGCCUCACAGAACAGUGACAUGCCAUUUGAGGAACUGCUUGCCCUCUAUGGCUAUGAGGCCCCCGACCCGAUCUCAGAGCAGGACAGCGAGAGCAACGAUGUCACACCCAACCUUCCAGACAUGACCUUGGAUAAGGAGCAAAUAGCAAAGGAUUUGCUUUCGGGGGAAGAGGAAGAGGAGACACAGUCUUCGGCAGAUGAUCUGACUCCUUCAGUCACAUCCCAUGAUGCGUCGGAUCUUUUCCCCAACCAGCCUGGUUCGAACUUCUUGGCUGAUGAGGACAAGGGGCCCAGCUCCUCCCCCUGUGCUUCCUUCUCAGCGGAAGACUCUGAAGAGGACUCCAUCCCCCCCAACGACUGUAAGAAGGAGAUUAUGGUUGGGCCACAGUACCAAGCGGCUGUCCCACUCCUCCACUUGAACAGGCACAGCGAAAAAGUCUAUGAAAAUGAUGACCAGUUGCUUUGGGACCCAAACAUCCUCCCUGAGAAAGAGGUAGAAGACUUCCUUUACCGUGCCAUCAAGAGGCGGUGGGAUGAGGUCCCCAACCCCAGCCUUCCAGAGGGAGAGGCGGUGAAGGAUAAUGAACAAGCCCUGUAUGAAUUGGUGAAGUGCAACUUCAAUGCCGAGGAGGCGCUGCGGCGACUCCGGUUCAACGUGAAGGUCAUUCGAGAUGAACUCUGUGCCUGGAGUGAGGAAGAAUGCAGAAACUUUGAACAUGGCUUUCGAGUCCAUGGGAAGAACUUCCAUCUUAUUCAAGCCAAUAAGGUUCGCACCCGGUCAGUGGGCGAGUGUGUGGAGUACUAUUACAUGUGGAAGAAGUCAGAACGCUAUGAUUAUUUCACCCAGCAGACGCGGUUUGGAAGGAAGAAGUACGUCCUCCACCCUGGAGCCACAGAUUAUGUGGAUAAUUUUUUAGAUGGCGCUGAAGUAGAAAGUGCCAGCCGCUCCCGUGGCUCCCCGCCCCUCCCGUCAGCCACAGGGUGCCUGGAUUCUCGCUUCAACCCAGAUCACUUGGCAAUGGAGAGUACAGAGCCCCUGAGCAUCGAGAGUGCCGCUUGCAGCUUGGGCAGCACAAGUGAAUCGGGCCACGGCUAUGAGUGUAGCACCCCUUCGGAAACAAACUGUUCAUUCGACCCCGCGGAAGAGAUGCCCGUGGGCAGCGGCACUCCGGCGUUCCUGCAGCAUCCGCCCAACUCCUCAGAAACUGGGUUCUACCAGUUGGCAGCUGCAGCCAAACAUGAGCCCUUGCGAUGCACCGGGGAAGCAAUCACUGUGGACUUCGCCCUUCCAGGGAACGUUUCAGAGGGGCUGCCUUUAAUUUCGGGCCAUGUAGGACUGGACAGGGAUCCAGAGGCGUUGGCAGCUCCCUCUCAAGUGUCCUUAUCGGUCCCUGAUUUCAGCAUCCUUGGCAUUGGAGAUGUAAAUAGCUUCCUGGCCACUCAACAGGCCUGCCCAGCACCAAUGAGCCACUCAGAAUCCUUGUCGCAGUGAUGGUGCCUGGUUAGAGUCCAUCGUGGACCAAACGUCAGUUCGGGCAAGACUGGAUUGAAAUCCCUUGAGAGCAUGGAGGCAGGUUGGAGCAGAGGGUCAGACAUCACUUUUCCCUGGGCCGCUAGGACAAGCCAGAGUUGUCUGUUGGACCUCACUUUCCUGAGCUGCGGAUGAGUUGACUGCUCCUCCGGCCCCUCCUCGACGUCUUGAUUGCCCUCCAGUGCAACCAAACACCUCCAUUACACUCUUCCGCAGCGUUACCGAGCUGAUAGAAGGGAGCCUUCGACCCCCAUGGGGUUACUGUAGAAGGGGGGAAGGGGAGGCCAAAGCCAUGCGUGCGGUGGAUGAGUGGGUGGAUUCUCCUCCAAGCUAAGCAUCCAGUGCCCCCAGCCGAAGAUGCUGUGGCACAAAGAGGGAUGCCCCAGUGAGAGAGAGCGAGGAAGCGGAAGGGUUCCCUUGAGCACUUUUGGGAGGGGGUAGACUGGAUUUUGGGGUGAGGUGGAGAGUCUUCAGGCACUUAGGAAACGGACAGGAAAUGCUGUUGGCCAUAGAGGUAAGAAUCAGAAGCUGAGGUUUUCAGUUGCAGCAACAGAAAUUGGUACCUCCUCUUUAUUCUCUUUUCUUGUGUUUUUCUGUCUAAUUUGUGGGAUCGGGGAAAGGAGGACUUCUUGCCAAAUGUUAUGGUUGCAUCCUGUGCUGCUGGGCUGGGUGACCCCACCUUUGGCUCCAUUUCUCCACCCUAGAGCCUUGUCUGCCCUCUCAUUUCCAAACAGAAAACAGAGCAGCACUUCCCAGAUUGGAAGAGACUCAAACUUCUGCCACCAUCUUUGCAAGGACAUUUGCCUGCCGUACAGCCUUCCAAGGCCCAGUGGAGCUGCCGACAGUCCCACACACAUGGAGGGUGGUUGAAAAGGAAGUCAGGGUUGGUGGCCGAGGAGGAUGACGAUGAAGGCUCUGUUGUAGGCCUUUUGCCAAAGCUCUUUUGCUCACGGUCUGGCAGGGGGGCGUUCCAGAACUUGGUGUCCAGUGAGUGCAAUCAAACAUUUCCGCCGGUGUCAUGGUUCAGCCCCUGGUAUUCAACAAGGCCAAGGCAUACAUUCCAUACCAAAUGGCAGAGGGGAGGAUCAGUCAGUGAAAGAAUGUGUUUACUUUUUCCAGAGCUUGAAGAUAUGUUCUGACAGUAGCAGGGAGACACAGGGCUGCCGUUGCUGCUUCAGAGUGCCAAACUGUAAUUGUGUGUGUGUGUGUUAGCAUGAAGAAGUGCACACACACACACACACCCACACACACACACAGAUCUUGGGCUGGAGGAGUGAUGCUGAUGUAGCAUUCAUACCCUCAGCCCCAUGCCCCUUGAUAAAGAUCCUUUACCCCGGCUUCUGCCAGGCUUCACCUGGCUCCUGCAUUCAUUGCACACGCAACCUAUGCAUCUGCUGCUUAUCCCCCCCCCUUCCCACAACUGUUGCAGGCAAAUGGGCAGAAGAAAGGGGGAGAACUUGCUUCUCUAUUCUCUUGGCUUCAUCCCUGCAUGGGUUUUCCCCACACCUUCCCCCAAAGGCAGCAUCCAGCUAGCGGUGCAAUGGAACCUGUAAGAGGUUAAAAGUGUAGCUGUUGUCUUGAGUCCGGUGGACUGUGUAAAGGCUUGGGAGAGACUGGUGGGGACCCAUCUGUAGCUGGAAAUGGGAUAAGGAAGCCAAGACCGUGGCAGUGGCUGCCGAAGGGCUUCUGGGCAUUUCGCCUGGUGCCACGUCACACAUCAUUGUAGCUGGGGCUUGUUGGCAAGAGUAAGCUAAUGGCGGGAGCGGUGCUGGCGUUGUGUGGCACAAAGGGAGGAAGAUGUCCAGCAGGCCUGGUUGCAGGUUUCGCUGAGCCGUGCUUCAGUGCCCGUGCCUGCCUGAGAGCUUGCAUAGCUUGGUGUGCAUUUUUGCCUGAGAGUGCCAAGUAGCAUUCUACAAUUUUUUCCCCCACUCAAGGUGGUAGGUUCUUGGUUGCUGUUCAGUCGGCUGCCCACAUGGCACUUCACUGCCAUGAUGCCUGGUGGUUCAGUGGUCGAGCGUCUGUCAGGCUGAUUGUCAAGUUUGGCUCCUCUUGGAUCUCCACUGCAGCAUCUGUCGAGAGAUGACAAUUGCCUGGCAGCCCACCAGCCUCUUUUCCUUUGACCCAUUUCUUGGUUCCAGUCCACUUUGGGGGCUGUGAAUUCUGGUGUGCUUUGCCCCAGAUAAGUCAACUCACUACACUCAGGGGUUAAAUUUCUUCCAUGGUACUUCCACUUCCUGUGAAUGUUCUGGAUGUUGUAGGGUUAAAUGCCAGCUGUGAUUUAACAGUCAUUUUGCACAUUAUGGGGUUUGGUGUCAGAGGGGGUGGGAGAAGGGGGCUUCCCAUUUUCAUCCCUUGCAAAACUGCAGAUCUGUGGCUUGGUGUGGGGUGGUAAAUGAUGGGGCGAAGCGGGGCUUUUUCAGGCCAGAGGGCUGCACGGACAGCUGUGCCCAGUCCUGGAACCAGAGGGAACUGAUUUGCGUCCUUUACCGCUUUCCAUUGUUUCCGCACUGAAGGCCGAAUCUCUGUCCUUGUCUUCCCUGUUUCUGAAGUUGAAAUUGGACCAGGAAGCAGUUCCUGCUUGGCCUCUGCUCCUUAAGGCCUACCAGACUUGGAGAGAGGAGGGCCUUUUGGAGGGGACACACACACGUGGAGUCUGUUGCAUUCAAAGGCCCUUGGGUUGCGCUGGUCUCUAGGAGUGGCUGCUUUGGACAUGUUGCACUCAGCAGUUAGUGGAAAAGGGAAACAAAACUCCACCCCCAACCUGCAAUAAAGAGCCUGCUGCUCCAUAUCCCUGUGCUAAAUAUUUUUGUUUUCCUCCAAAGGGACAUGUUUGGUGCUUUGCAGGUCGGCAGCGUUGAGAGCGUUCUUUUCUCUCUCUCUCUCUCUCUCUCUCUCUCCUCCUCAUUUCCAUUUUCAUAUUUUGAAUAUGUCUUAUUUAUAUAUAAAUAUAUUUUUCAGUUUUGUUUACAGAUUUGGGGGAAGCAAUUGGUCGUAAAAAACGGAAGGCAGCAGUAAAAGGUGGAUGGGCUAUCCACCAAAAAGAUAAGGGAGGUACUGACAGCUGUUGGGGGGGGUGCUUCUUUCUGGGGAGGGGUUCAUUAUAAGAAGUGGUCUCCUACAUCCUCCCCCACCCCCCAGCAGCAGGGAGGCCUCCACUGUGAAGUUAUAAUGCCUUGAAAUACCCUUCACCAUUUAUUUAUUUAAUUAAAGAGCCUAUGUUGAAAAACAACAAGGAA